GCCGAGCCCAUGUCACGUGGAAUUGGCCAGGUAGUGUUGGCUGGAAUUCGAGUGUAAAUGUGGGCCAGCAGAUGACCCAUACCAAUGGUAGGUGGUCGUAGCUCAGUGAGAACGAGACUUCGAGGAGCUGGCCGGACGCUCGUCAAUCGCGAUUCUUGGGGAAAGGUCACUAUAGUAUUUAGAAAUGGAGGUUAUCUAGAGAGAAUGAGUAUAGUGGAGAACAAGAGUACAGUGAAGAACAAGAGUAGAGUGGAGAACAAGAGUAGAGUGGAGAACAAGAGUACAGUGAAGAACAAGAGUAGAGUGGAGAACAAGAGUACAGUGGAGAACAAGAGUACAGUGAAGAACAAGAGUAGAGUGGAGAACAAGAGUAGAGUGGAGAAUAGGAGUAGUGUGCAAAGUAAGAGUAGUGUGGAUAAUGGUGUAUUAUAGUAGCAGUGGAGUAUUGUAGUGAGGUAUUGUAGUGAGGAUUUGUAGUGAUGUAUUGUAGUGAAGUAUUGUAGUGGAGUUUGUAGUGGAGUAUUGUAGUGGAGUAUUGUAGUGGAGUAUUGUAGUGGAGUAUUGUAGUGGAG
This is a messenger RNA of Metschnikowia bicuspidata var. bicuspidata NRRL YB-4993, 572 nucleotides long. RefSeq lists its product as uncharacterized. The record is from RefSeq and is a predicted model, not a curated record. The coding region runs from base 85 to 432 and encodes 115 amino acids. NCBI's taxonomy places the organism in Eukaryota, Fungi, Ascomycota, Pichiomycetes, Serinales, Metschnikowiaceae. The transcript has a single exon.